This is a messenger RNA of Zingiber officinale, 1562 nucleotides long. Its product is annotated as dnaJ homolog subfamily B member 1-like. The transcript is spliced from 3 exons. Gene Ontology annotation, molecular function: protein-folding chaperone binding. The record is from RefSeq and is a predicted model, not a curated record. Lineage: Eukaryota; Viridiplantae; Streptophyta; Magnoliopsida; Zingiberales; Zingiberaceae. Bases 334 to 1368 code for a protein of 344 amino acids. Gene Ontology annotation, cellular component: cytosol.
CCACCUCUCAUUUCGCCCCAAAUCAUUCAAAUUUCCAUUUUACAACUAACCUUUGAUUGCCCUAAUUCGAAACAAAUUUAUCCUUAUUUCCCUUUCCGCGAAAGGAGAUUGUGUUUCGAUCGCCUGGACGCUUGAAGAGUUCUGGCGUCUCCACGACGGAAUCCUGCACCUCGAUUCGGAAAAGCUGCUUCUUGCAACGGUUGGAGACCGUGUUGUCGUUUCUAUUCCAAAUACGAGACGUGAUUGUUCGAUAAAUUGUAGACGGCAUGUCGUUUCUGUUGGCGCUCUUGUAACACUUAUUUGUGCGUUUGCGCCUCCGGUGUUUGGAUCGACAUGGGAGUUGAUUAUUACAACAUAUUGAAAGUGAAUCGGAAUGCCACCGACGAUGACCUUAAGAAGACAUACCGCCGGCUGGCGAUGCAAUGGCACCCGGAUAAGAAUCCAAAUAAUAAGAAGGAGGCAGAGGCCAAGUUCAAGCAGAUCUCUGAGGCAUACGAGGUGCUAAGUGAUCCAAAUAAACGGGCAAUAUAUGAUCAGUAUGGAGAAGAGGGCUUGAAGGGCAUGCCUCCUCCUGGUUCACAAAGUGCUACAUCGAAUGGCACAACUUGUCCUAGUAACUUUAAGUUUAAUCCUCGUGAUGCUGAAGAUAUCUUUGCAGAAAUUUUUGGGAGCAACAAUCCUUUUGGUUUUGAAUCCAUGAACCGUGCAAAAUCUACGAAGUAUCAAAGAGAUGGGAAUGGUACAUUUGGUGGUUUUGGUAGGACAAAUAGUACUUUCAGGCCAUAUGCUGAGGGACCUGCUGGUCCAAGCAGUAGCCAGCCAAGGAAACCACCAGCUGUAGAGAACAACCUACCUUGCAGCCUUGAAGAGCUCUACACUGGAUCCAAAAGGAAGAUGAAGAUCUCCAGGAAUGUCUUACAAUCUAAUGGACGGACUACUGUGGAAACAGAGAUUCUAACUAUUGAAAUCAAGCCUGGAUGGAAAAAAGGCACCAGGAUAACUUUUCCGAACAAAGGAAAUGAACAAGUGAACCGACUCUCAGCUGAUCUUGUCUUCAUUGUUGAUGAGAAGCCACAUGAUGUUUAUAAGCGGGACGGCAAUGAUCUCCAAGUCCACCAGAAAAUCUCUUUGGUUGAUGCACUUGCUGGGACUACAAUAAAGUUGAAGACUCUUGAUGGCCGCGAUUUGUCGGUCAAGGUUACCGAUGUAGUAAUCCCUGGCUAUGAACUUGUCAUUGCAAAGGAGGGGAUGCCAAUUGCUAAGGAACCAAACAACAAAGGUAACUUAAUUAUCAAGUUUGAUGUGAAGUUCCCAUCGAGGUUGACACCAGGCCAGCGAGGUGAUAUCCGACGUGUCCUAGGAGCUUGACUACAACGAAUGUGAAGUACUCUGAUACAAGACUAAAAUUUCCAUUCAUCCACCUGGAUUCUUUUUACUGAAGAUUUCAUGAUUUGUUGGAACUUACAUUCUUAUUUAGAUAUUAAUCGUUUAAACUACUGGCUUACGGCAUGACCAUAAUCUACCUAACUUAUGAUUAUUCUUUGACACGAGAUUUAACUGUA